This is a messenger RNA of Ipomoea triloba (trilobed morning glory), 1869 nucleotides long. Its product is annotated as transcription factor GTE6-like. NCBI's taxonomy places the organism in Eukaryota, Viridiplantae, Streptophyta, Magnoliopsida, Solanales, Convolvulaceae. Gene Ontology annotation, molecular function: protein binding. The transcript is spliced from 11 exons. The coding region runs from base 233 to 1450 and encodes 405 amino acids. The record is from RefSeq and is a predicted model, not a curated record.
GCUAUUAGCAAAAAGUACCAAUUGUGCAUCUGCAUAAAGAGCAAAAUAGGCCCAAAUUGAUUCGCGCGUGAUUUCUACCGAAUAGAAACGGCCGUCUUCCUCACUAUAAAACCCUAUUUUAAAGCUCAACCCGGCGGCUGGAACCGUUCCACACCCUGCGGCACCAGAAGAAGCACUUAACGAUCGACGCACAGGAUUUGGUCGUAGUUUCUUGUUGAAGCAUCAAAAUUAGAUGGAGAACAUAUAUGGCUCAGUUACAAACAUCUCAGUGAUGGAACCAAAUGAAAUAGGACGUGCUGGGAUGUCCAUAACGAUUGAUCAGAUGGAGAACAUAUAUGGCUCAGUGAUGGAACCAAAUGAAACAGGACGUGCUGGUAAUAUGGAACAUUUCAAAUGCCGUGUUGAUGAGAUGUCCGUAACGGUUGAUCAGCUUGAGCAGAGAUUUACUGAAGUUGAACAGUUCUACUCAAGUGUGAAUAAAAAGCAGUCAAACACUCCAAGAGGUAACUCAGCUCAGAAGGAUUCAGAAAAAGAGAAGCAGAUUGCUAACUUUAAAAAACGGCAACAAGAUGCGUCACAGCGAGAAGCAGCUGCUGCUAAGAGAAUGCAAGAACUUAUGCGCCAAUUUGGCACAAUAUUACGCCAAAUCACUCAGCACAAAUGGGCAGGGCCUUUUAUGCAGCCUGUUGAUGUUGAAGGUCUUGGCUUGCAUGACUACUAUCAGGUUAUUGAGAAGCCAAUGGACUUUAGCACAAUUAAGAAUAAAAUGGAGGCCAAGGAUGGUACCGGAUACAAACAUGUCCGAGAGAUAUGUGCGGAUGUUCGCCUGAUAUUUAAAAACGCAAUGAAAUACAAUAAGGAAAGGGAUGAUGUACAUGUGAUGGCAAAAACCUUACUGGGAAAGUUUGAGGAGAAAUGGUUGCUACUUUUGCCAAAAGUUGAUGAAGAGGAAGAGAAGAGAAAGAAAGAGGAAGAAGAGGCUUUUUCUGACAUGAAACUUGCUCAAGAGGCUGCUCAUGCCAAGAUGGCAAAGGAUUUAAGUAUGGAGCUUGAUGAGAUUGACAUGCAUCUGGAAGAACUUAGAGAUGCAGUGCUUCAGAACUGCAGAAAGAUAACUGUUGACGAGAAGAAAAAACUUGGCGAUGCUCUCACGAAGCUUUCUUCCGAAGAUCUCAACAAGGCAUUACUAAUUGUUGCACAGAACGACCCCAACUUCUCGAUAGCUGAUGAGGAAGUAGAACUCGACAUUAGCACACAGCCCGAUUCUACGCUAUGGAAACUGAAGUUCUUCGUCCAAGAUGUGUUCGAGGCUCAAGGAAAGAGUGCAGCCACGGAAGCGAACAACAAUAAUAGCAAAGGCAACGCCAACAACCAAGCGAGUAACAAGCGCAAAAGAGAGGCCACAGAUGCUCUCGCAAAGACAUCACAAAAAAAGAGCAAAAAGCCGUGAUUCUAAGCUUGAUGUACAACUCAGCACAUUUACCCUUGCCAAGACAUCACAGAAAGAAAAAGGGCGAAACGCUUUAAUCCAAGUCGAUACGCAAUAACGCCGAUUGGAGUGAUGGUGCAGCAUCUUACAGUUCCAUUGAGUUCAAGGUGUAGUGAAUAGUGAUCCAUGUAAAUAUGGUCACAAGGGUUGAGAUUUGCUGUUUAGUUUAGCCUUGUAUUGUUGCUGUCUAUACAUUUUAUGUUGGACAGUGCUACAUCUCCCAUAAAGAACUCAUCACCUUAGCAAGUAUAUGCACUAAAUUGUGUCUAAAUGAUUUUUUUUUUUUUUUUUUUUCAUUUGAAUUGUGAGCUAUGUGCACACUAGUUUUCUCCUUUAUUGAAGAUAUAUCCUUGUAAUACAAAAAUUGAGUUGAUCCAAAA